AUGGCACUACCAAGGAUAUUUCAGUGUCUUCUCGUGGUCUUCUGUACCUCGGUCUCAUCAGUCGUCGCCGAGUAUCAACAGAUUGACGACAGCAAAUGCGACUGCUAUCUCACGAAUGGGACAGAUGGAAAUUACUUCGCGACUCACAAAUUCUUCGACUUCCGCUCUCUGUCUCAAUAUGCGAAUGUUCCGGGGAUCAUCGAUGAUCAGUCUCAGAGCACCGAUGCGGAGGCGACCAGUGAUUAUUUCCUGUCGCGGGAGUGGACAGAGUCAUGGGGAACUCAACAGUGGAACAACAGUGGAAACUUCAACAAUGGCGAUGCGGCUGUGUUCAUGGUCAACUCGCUCAACAACGUCUACAUUGAGAAGAACGCCGACUCAAAUGCGGGAUCUGAAACAUUCUUGACCCUUCGGACCGCCAGGCUGGACAACUUCCAGUCUGCGGCGGAAUUCGAGUCUAUACCUACAGGCUACCACUUCCUAUCAUUGCGUAUGUACGCCAGAACGAUUGGCGCACCAGGUGCUAUCACCGCCAUGUUCACUUACAGGAGCUCCGAUGAUCCUAUGGCUGUGCAGGAGUCUGAUCUGGAGGUGCGCACUGAGGAUCCGCCUGAGUUUAUUCAAUACACAAACCAGCCUUCGUACAGCAGAUCUGGAAAUAUCCUAGAGGCAGCGACGAGGAAUGCCUCGGUCCCUGUGGGGUGGGAUAACUGGGCAGUCCAUCGAUUGGAUUGGAGUCCGACCAGCACCAGCUGGUACGUCGACGGCCAGAAUGUGUCGCAAAUAUCCUUUCAAACGCCCCGGGACCCCAGUCAGGUCAUCUUCAAUGCUUGGAGUGAUGGAUCUGAGUGGGUGGGCAACAUGACUGAAGGUGACGCAGCGUAUUUUCAGAUUCAGUGGAUUGAGAUGGUGUACAACAUGACGGGUACGGAUAAAACGACGGAUGCAUAUCAACGUGUAAGGUCGAGAUUGUCGAAUGGGAUUGCUAGCAGAGAUGAUGCAUCUUGCACCAAUAUCUGCAGUAUUGAUGCGACGCAAGAGAUUGGGACAGCGGUGCUCAUUCAAGGAACCAACCCCAGCCCCGCCGGUUCAAGUAGCUUUACAACCGAAGCCACUAGCUGGAAAGGUAUCUUGAUUGGUAUAAGCUGCAGCGAUAUGAUAGAGAGGGCAAAAUUUGGUCUUUGAUGACAGGAUUAUAUCUGGUGGGCAUUCGAACUUUUGUGUAACUCAACUCAGAAUACGAAACCUGUGCACUUGUGUACCGGGAUGAAUUAUCUUGUCGCAUCGGAGCGCUCAAUUGCCUGCCAAGUAUGGUCACUUAAGGAAUGGCAUUAAUUCAUUAAUGGCAACUGCGUUAUGCUGGAAUCGAUACUCCUAAGUUCCCACCAUUCUGAACUACUCUAAGACUCUGGAGCCGAUCUUCUGUAACCAAAACCGCCGUGAGCCCGUGACGCCAUUGCCGGACCGACAAGUCUCAUCACUCCUCAGGGUAGUCUUUUGACCAAUGAUGUUCUCUACGGCAAAAUGACCUUCGCACGAUGCUCAAGUGAUUGUCUCCGGCCCCGUCUCGGAACUGAACUACAUCUCUGGAGUUGACAUCGUGUCAUGGAUUUCCA
Messenger RNA from Pseudomassariella vexata, 1616 nucleotides. Its product is annotated as glycoside hydrolase family 16 protein. Gene Ontology annotation, molecular function: hydrolase activity, hydrolyzing O-glycosyl compounds. The record is from RefSeq and is a predicted model, not a curated record. The transcript has 2 exons. The coding region runs from base 1 to 1185 and encodes 394 amino acids. Gene Ontology annotation, biological process: carbohydrate metabolic process. Lineage: Eukaryota; Fungi; Ascomycota; Sordariomycetes; Amphisphaeriales; Pseudomassariaceae.